AUGGCCAAAAUUGAUACCCGCCUCAAUGUGGCUCCGGUCCCUCCUGAUGAGAUCUUCGCCCUGAACGGUGCCUACGCAGUCGAUACCCACCCGCAGAAGGUCAGCCUAGGAGUUGGUGUCUACCGAACCGACGAUGGAAAGCCAUGGCCCCUUCCCGUGGUUCAGAAGGCCGAGAAGGAGCUUGUCGUAGACGACGACCUCUUCCGCCACGAAUACACCGCGAUCGAGGGUGACGUGCCCUUCCUAGGAAUUGCCCGGGAUCUGAUGUUCGGAUUCGAGGGCAAGCACAGCGAAGAAGAGGCCAAGUCCCGCAUUGGUUCCGUCCAGACCGUUGCUGGUACCGGUGCCAACCACCUCGGCGCCCUAUUCCUCGCCCGCCACAUGAAGCCUCGCAGCGUCUGGCUCUCCAACCCGUCCUGGGCCAACCACCAGACUAUCUGGGAGCUGGCCGGCGUGCCCCGCAAGACAUACCCGUACUACCGUGCGGCAACCAGGUCCUUCGAUUUCGAGGGUAUGAUGUCGACCCUAGAGUCCGAGGCGCAGGAAGGCGAUGCUGUGCUGCUGCACGCCUGCGCGCACAACCCCACCGGCCUGGAUCCCAACAAGGAGCAAUGGGUGGCCAUUGCCGAUCUCUGCGAGCGCAAGAAGCUCUUCCCCUUCUUCGACUCGGCCUACCAGGGCUUUGCCUCCGGUUCCGUGGAGGAGGACGCCUGGGCCGUGCGCUACUUCUUCAACAACAAGCCCGACAUGGAGAUGUGCGUGGCACAGAGUUUCUCCAAGAACUUCGGGCUGUACGGGCAGCGUGUUGGCGCGUUCCACUACUGCACCAACCGCAGCUCGACCUCUAUCCGCGACAUCGUCGUGAACAACCUCUGCCACCUCAUCCGCGGCGAGUUUUCCAUGGGCCCGCGAGUCGGUUGCAGCAUCGUCAAGAAGGUCCUGACCAGCGACGAGCUCACCGCCGAUUGGCACCAGGACUUGCAGGUCAUGAGCUCGCGCAUCAAGGCCAUGCGCAAGGCCCUCUACGAUGAGCUCGUCCGUCUGCAGACUCCCGGCACUUGGGAGCACAUCAUCGAGCAGAACGGCAUGUUCUCCUACACCGGUCUGUCUCCCAAGCAAGUCUACGCCCUCAAGGACAAGUACCACAUCUACCUGCUCAAGUCCGGCCGAGCAUCCAUCAGCGGCUUGAGCGAAAAGAACGUCGCCUACGUCGCACAGGCGAUUGACGAUGUCAUCCGCAACGAGAACUAA
Molecule: messenger RNA, 1251 nt
Organism: Penicillium soppii
Lineage: Eukaryota; Fungi; Ascomycota; Eurotiomycetes; Eurotiales; Aspergillaceae
Product: putative aspartate transaminase
Exons: 3
Coding region: 1-1251 (416 amino acids)
Biological process (GO): L-aspartate biosynthetic process
Cellular component (GO): cytosol
Molecular function (GO): pyridoxal phosphate binding; L-aspartate:2-oxoglutarate transaminase activity
Source: RefSeq, a predicted model, not a curated record